CCAGGAUUUUUUUUUCUCAAAAAAAAAACAUAAUCGGAUUCCAUCCGGGCCGGGCUGGAACUCUAGAGCUGGACCCUGCCUAACUUAAAAUAAUAAUGGGUUUUCUAAUCCAAGUAUCAGUGGCCUAUAUCCAUUUGAAAUAUAACAAAUGGGCUAUUUAUAUUUCUGACGUCGGUUUUUCUUGUAUAUAUAUAUAUAUAUAUAUUUUUUUUUUGAAUAUCAAAUGUUUGCUAUCUUAUAUGAACAUAUUGUAAAGUAAAUGUGCCAGCUAUUUCUAUAAGAUCUACUGAGAUAGGCAGAAUAUCAAAAAUAUUAGAUCUGACCAAAUCCUUUGACAAUACUAAUUUUAAUACACGAGUUUUCGAAUCUCAAAUGUGAAUAGUAUAAGACAUUGAUUUGUCGAAGCUGGUUCAGGAUCAUGAAUAUUGAUUUACAAUUUGGAUAUCGAGAAUUAUGUCUAUUUCAUAUACUUUUUUUCCAGUAUGGUAUUGUGUAUAAAUAUGUGUGAUCAACUUGUUAUAUAUAUAACUUAAACGAUGGUUUAACGUUUAAACAUAGGGGAUCCAAUUGAGAGCUUCUUUCUUUUAUUUUAUUUUAUUAAUUUGUCACGAUUUUGAGUUAAUUAAUAGUGCCAAUAUUUCUAUGAACAAUUUUAGCUACAGGUAAGAAAACAAAAGAUAUUAGAGAUUUGGUGACUAAUAAGCAGAAUGACCGAUUCUUCAAUCAAAGAUAUGGUUUAGUUAUUCAUUUAUGAUAAAAGUAUCAUAAUAAGGAAUUAACGGAUCGAAUCAUGGCUUCUUCUAAGGUGGGUGGUACACUUGUUCAACACCGUGUGAGUAAAGUCAAAUUGCAAUCUCUGGAUCACAAUUUUAUUAGUAUAGUGAUUUAAAGAAAAAUCUUUAAAAGUAGAAUUAAGGUUGUGAAAAUGUUGUGAUAUAUGGUCUCUCGGACUUGCUUGUGGACAUGGUGGACCGAUAUUUUUAUCUAAACUUUGUUACAUAUAAAAACAGGUACAUUUUGGAACCUCGUGGAACUGUAUAUGGCUUUUCGGAUGUUAAAGUCCUCACUGAACCAAAAAGGUAUAUUUAGAUGAAAACAAUAAAGUUGAAUUAAAAGUAUAAGAAUAUAAGAAACUGUGGAUUAGUAUAAGAUUAUAAACACUCGGUAUAUUGGCAUCAGAGAGACCAUUCUCUAUUAAAGAUUUUUCUUUAAAUCACUAUACUAAUAAAAUUGUGAUCCAGAGAUUGCAAUUUGACUUUACUCACACGGUGUUGAACAAGUGUACCACCCGUAUAAGAUUAUAAACACUCGGUAUAUUGGCAUCAGAGAGACCAUUCUCUAUUAAAAUCCUGAUUAAAAUAGUUUUAUAGUUCAAAUUAUGUUGGUUUACGUAUCUAAAAUGGUAAAAUUAACAUGUUGACCCCAUUCCCAUCAACACUACAUUUGUUUCACAAAAAAAAAAUCAAUAUGUUUAAUUAUUUAUUUGCAUUGUCAAAUAAUUUAUAGUUAAAUUAAAAAAAAUAGGAUAUUAAAAAGUGAGAUUCAGUAUUUUAAAAUUUGUUUGAAAAUCUAUUUAAUUAAUCUAUUAAUAAGGAAAUAAAUUUAGUUAGAAUACUAUACUAUGUAAUUUCAUAAUUAUUCUCUUACUGAGAUCUUAAUAAAAUUACAUAUAAAUAAUGGCAUUUUAAUAAUAUAACAUAUGUCUAUAGGUUGAUUUCAAAUAAUGGUUUUGCUUUAAUAGUACAGAUAUCUAAGAUUUUUGUCUAACAUAUUUUCUAUUCAUAUAUGUAUUGCCAAUUUCUAUAUAGUUUUCUAAAAUCUAUAAUUCUUGUAAAUAGAAAAAAAUCGGUAAUUCUUUUCAUAUACGAAUUUAGAAAUAUCAAUAAAGAUAUAAAUAUUCUUAUAAACUAAUAAAAAAUCAUUAUACUCAUAACUAAAAUUUGAUAACAUUUUGUUAAUGUUGAUUUUUUUUGUUCUUUUACCAACUGUUGAUUUAUAUGUUUAAAUACUCACCAGAAAUUGUGAAAUACUUCUAGUGAAAAGUACACAGCCGAUUCAAAAUUUGAUGGAAUGUUGCAAUUCAAUCCAAUAAUGUUCGAGAUAUGCUAAUGCUAUUUUAUAGACUUGGUUCAGGUUUAUUUUGUAAGCUAAUUGUUGUUGAGCUUCAAAGUUAUAAUCUCUAAUAUAAAUUUAUUUCUUUUUGUUAAUUAAUACAUUUAAUCUCUCAACAACAACAACAACAAAAACAAAAACUAUUGAAAAAGAAAAAGAAAAAAAGCUGUCAAAAUCUACGGGAUCCAAUAAUAAAAUAAACUAACAUAUUUAAAUGUAUAUAUAGCCAGCCUAUUACCUGGAUCCUUAGCCAAACAAAUCUGUAUACUUCUUCCUCAUAUAUCUAUAUAUUAUAAAGUUGAGAAAGUGACAACCAAAAAAAGAUCAGGACAGAAAAGGACAGAAAGAUAGAGCUAAAAUGGAAGAGACAAAAUCAAGAUUCAGGAGGAUCUGUGUCUUCUGCGGAAGCAGUUCCGGCAACAAGACCACUUAUCACGACGCUGCUCUCCAACUCGCCCACCAACUGGUGAAGAGAAAGAUCGAUUUGGUGUAUGGAGGAGGAAGCGUGGGGCUAAUGGGUCUCAUAUCUCAGGCUGUUCAUGAUGGUGGUCGUCAUGUCCUUGGAAUCAUUCCGAAGUCUUUAGCACCAAGAGAGAUCACCGGUGAAUCAAUUGGAGAGGUUAUAACAGUAUCGACUAUGCACCAAAGGAAGGCUGAAAUGGGUCGUCAAGCGGAUGCCUUCGUCGCACUUCCUGGUGGAUACGGGACAUUUGAAGAGUUGUUGGAAGUCAUCACCUGGUCCCAGCUUGGGAUCCACACUAAACCGGUGGGACUACUGAAUGUGGAUGGAUUUUACGAUUCCCUAUUAACGUUUAUAGAUAAGGCAGUGGACGAAGGCUUUGUCUCCUCCACGGCCCGCCGUAUCAUCGUCUCCGCCCCGACCGCUUCUCAGUUGCUCCAACUUCUCGAGGAGUAUGUUCCAAAGCACGAUGAUUUUGUGUCCAAAAUGGUGUGGGACGAUAUUACGGACGCUCCCACAUCUGAAGGCGAUUCGUGUUAGAUUUGCAUUACAUUAGUCCGCUGUUUCUCGAAUCUCAAUUUUUUUUGUCCAUUACUAUUCAAAAGAUUGAUUCCUUUAUGUAAUCGUAUGUCAUAUUUGAAUUCUAAUUAUUCAAACUAAAAAUUUAUUAUAUUAAGAAAUUUUGUUGAAUAGAAUAAUAUCUGCCUUUCCUAUUUGUUUGGUUCUAUUU
This is a messenger RNA of Brassica rapa (field mustard), 3302 nucleotides long. Its product is annotated as cytokinin riboside 5'-monophosphate phosphoribohydrolase LOG2. The record is from RefSeq and is a predicted model, not a curated record. Gene Ontology annotation, cellular component: cytosol; nucleus. NCBI's taxonomy places the organism in Eukaryota, Viridiplantae, Streptophyta, Magnoliopsida, Brassicales, Brassicaceae. Gene Ontology annotation, biological process: cytokinin biosynthetic process. Gene Ontology annotation, molecular function: hydrolase activity, hydrolyzing N-glycosyl compounds.